Molecule: messenger RNA, 1047 nt
Organism: Gracilinanus agilis (Agile Gracile Mouse Opossum)
Lineage: Eukaryota; Metazoa; Chordata; Mammalia; Didelphimorphia; Didelphidae
Gene: NSUN3
Product: NOP2/Sun RNA methyltransferase 3
Exons: 5
Biological process (GO): rRNA methylation
Cellular component (GO): mitochondrial large ribosomal subunit
Molecular function (GO): methyltransferase activity
Source: RefSeq, a predicted model, not a curated record
AUGACUCCAGGCUACCAGAGUAAUUUUUUCCUUGUUUCACUGUCAUAGCUGAAACCACAGUCAGAAAGAAAACUUACAAAACAGAUUUGCAGAGUUGUGUUGGAUCAUUUUGAGAAGCAAUAUGUCAAAGAGCUUGGAGAUUCAUGGAUUACAAUAAGGGACAUCUUGACAUCGCCAUCAUAUUGGCAACAUGCAAUCCUUUUUAAUAGAUUCAACUAUCCUUUUGAGCUAGAAAAGGAUUUACAGCUGAAGAGAUAUAGUACUCUUCUUCAAGGAUAUUUUCCCUACUAUCCUGAAUCACUGACAUGCUAUGUUAGUAGAAUUCCUGGCCGAAUACCCUCAGAGAGACAUCAAGUUGGUAAAUUGAAAAGAUACUAUCUUCUAAAUGCUGCCUCCCUUCUCCCAGUGCUGGCUCUGGAAUUACAAAAUGGAGAAAGAGUUUUGGAUAUGUGUGCUGCUCCUGGGGGUAAAUCAGUAGCUCUUUUACAGUGUGCAUAUCCAGGUCAUUUUCACUGCAAUGAGUAUAAUAAUCUUAGAUCCACGUGGUUGAAGCAGACACUAGAAUCCUUCAUUCCACAACCCAUGAUAAAUAUAAUAAAAGUGUCUGAAUUGGAUGGCAGACAGAUAGGAGAUAUUCAACCUGAAAUGUUUGACAAGGUGUUAGUUGAUGCCCCAUGUUCAAAUGAUCGAAGUUGGUUAUUCUCUUCUGACACCCAGAAGGCAUCCUAUAGGCUAAACCAAAGGAAGGAAUUGCCUCUUGUACAGAUAGAACUGUUAAGGUCAGCAAUCAAGGCAUUGCGUCCUGGAGGAUCACUGGUUUAUUCUACGUGCACACUUUCCAAGGCAGAAAACAAUGAUGUAAUCAAUCAAGUCCUAAAUUCUCAUAGUAACGUAUUCCCAGUAGACAUGAAGGAAAUGGCUAGUGCAGCAUCUCAUGAUUUUACGUUUGCUCCUGGUGGACAGGAAUAUGGGUUGUUGGUGCUUCCAGACAAAGGUAAAGCUUGGGGCCCAAUGUUUGUAGCAAAAUUAAAGAAAUCAGUAUCCUGA